UGCCGCUGCCUGGAGAGGAAGGGGCCACUCGGAUCCGCCCGGCAACGAGAGCGGGGCUGGAGGUGGGUCCCGGUCCGGAGCUGCAGGAGAAGGGGGUGGAAAGGCGAGGCCCAGGAGUCAGGUGUGAGCUAAGCCCAACUGCACAAGAGGGGAGAAGACCACAAGACCGCAGCCUCUCCUAGCCUUGAUGGAUGGCGCCAAAUGAGGAAAACAUAGCGGGGAAUACACAUCUGCCUAGCAGGACUUUUCUGGAUCCUCUGGAGAACUGUCAUUGCUGGACUUGAUUGGGAACUGCCUGGGCCCUCUUCCCCAUUUUGGCAAGAAGGAAGCCCUACCUUAUUCCCAAAGUGUUCAGAUCUCAGCUUUGGAGAUAACUUAGUUGUGUUUUGCUGCCCGGGCGACACCUUCAGAGAUGUACCAAAGUCUAGCCAUGGCAGCCAACCAUGGCCCACCAGCAUAUGAGGGGACCGGCAGUUUUAUGCACAGCACAGCUGCUGCGUCUCCAGUCUACAUCCCUACCACAAGAGUCACCACCAUGAUCCCAAGUCUGCCUUACCUCCAGGGGAGUGGGUCAUCCCAGCAAGGCAGCCCUGUCUCCAGCCACUCCAUCUGGACUCAGCCUGGGGCCGAGAGUGUGGCCUACAACCCGGGAUCUUCUCAUCCAUCUGUGUCCCCGAGGUUCUCCUUCACGACCAGCAGCCCCAUCCCAGCCACAACCUCCAGGGAGGCAGCGGCCUAUAGUAGUUCACUCAGUAUCUCGGCCAACAACAGGGAACAGUAUGCCAGGAGUUUCGCUGGGUCCUAUUCCAGCCCUUAUCCUGCAAGUUAUAUGAGCCCAGAGUUGGGCACAACCUGGACUUCUUCCCCCUUUGACAACCCCAUGCUGCACAACUUCCAGAACCGGAGCACACCAGGAGCUUCAAGACACAGUAACUUAGAGUUUUUUGAGGAUUAUUCUGAAGGUCGUGAAUGCGUGAACUGUGGGGCCAUGUCAACCCCUCUGUGGCGGAGAGAUGGCACCGGCCACUACCUGUGCAACGCCUGUGGGCUAUACCACAAGAUGAAUGGCAUAAACCGACCGCUAAUCAAGCCCCAGAGGAGGCUGUCAGCCUCCCGUAGGGUUGGGCUCUCAUGUGCCAACUGCCAUACGAGUACAACCACCCUGUGGCGCCGGAAUGCUGAAGGCGAGCCAGUCUGUAAUGCCUGCGGCUUGUACAUGAAGCUCCAUGGGGUCCCAAGGCCCUUAGCGAUGAGAAAAGAGGGGAUCCAAACCAGGAAGCGUAAGCCGAAGAACUUAAACAAAUCCAAGACAUCAGCAGGGUCAGCCAAUAACGAAAGCCUUACCUCAACCAUUAGUUCUGCCACCUGCACCAACACCACAACCACCACAGCUGCCGAAGAAAUGCGCCCCAUCAAGACAGAACCGGGGAUUUCAUCUCAUUAUGGGCACCCGAGCCCACUUUCCCAGCCAUUCUCAGUCACCACGAUGCCUGGGCAUGGAUCUGCUCUGCACACUGCCAUCUCGGCCCUAAAACUUUCUCCGCAAGGUUACCAGCCAGGCAUCAGCCAGUCUCCCCAGUCUAGCUCCAAGCAAGAUUCCUGGAACACCUUGGUUUUGGGGGAAAGCCAUGGAGACAUCCUAACAGCAUAACCAUCUUCUGCUUUCUAUGGACUUGGGGCUUAUUGGCUCAGGACACAAAGACAACAUUCAAUAAUCAUGCUACAGUGGGGUGCUUUCUUACCUCACCCCUUUGAGGGAUAUAGAUUCUGAUGCUAGUAGAACCAUUCCAAAUUAAGCUUUAAAAAGUGACGGACUACCUUUGAAUCAACCUCCAUGAAGAUUCAGCCAAAACUGAUCUAAACUUUCAUGCCCUUGAAUCACAACCGCUGCAUACGAAACUGUCAGAAACUCCAACUUAACUUUUAAAAAAAUCUUUCUCUGAUAUCUUGGUCAGUGACGUCGUGGCACCCUUGUUGACUGUUCCCAGUUCACUUCCUGAGCAGGUCAAACCAGGAGGGGGACGUUCGCCUUGCUGUGUUAAAAAGGGCUUCAGAUCCCAAAUCUUCUUUAGAAACGAGUCUGGGAAAGACGGGCAAGAAACAAUGGUUGGGUUCUGGCUAAAAAGAUAGCUCGGAUCAUGGCUGGUGUAUCCCAAUGACACACAAGGAUCUAGUUAAAGAGAUGAUCUGAUGACUGCCCACAGCACCCCACUGUUACGGUCCUUGCUUUUCUGUUGCUUGGAUUAUUUUUUCCCUCCUGUUGCUAUUGUUCAACCUAAUUUUCUUCCUUUCAAAGAAGCAAAUCCCCCCCCCCCAAGAAAGUCUUAGAUGAAAGCCUUAUUCUUUCAUCUGUUCUUCCUCGUGGGGAGAACAGAGGGGAUGGAGUCUAAGUAGAAGGAGGACCUUGAAUCAUUAGCAUCAGCAUCAUGGAGCACAGCAGGGUUUCUUUGCAGAAUCAGGCAAGCAAAGGGAUGCAGGGUCUGACCCAAAGGUCAGCACUCCCUCCAGUCUCUACCAGACUGCCAAUGCAAAAGUUGAACUAGCCCUGAAAUACCCAACCAACUGGUUUGCCAAUUGUGUUUACCGACUCUGGCGCCUGUGCCUUUAACAGCCACAUGGUCUGAAUACAUCAGCCAACAAUCAUACUGAUCACCACGCCAUGCCAAUUUGAUUUCUCCAUUGUUAAAUGAACAAGAGCAGGACAGUUCUGUUUGCAGCUCAGCUCACUGACUAUCUUUCCAGGGAACACCCUUGGCUGGAAGCAAAAACCAGGAAGAUUAUUGAGCCACAUUUGGUGGGGUGGCUUGCUGGUUGUGCAGAUCUGGGUUAAACUGUGAUGUUAAUAACAACAUCAAAAUUCAGCCCUUCUUCUUAGUAUAUUGUAGUUUAUAAAAAUCCCUUGAGGUUUAUGUUUUUAAUGAAUAAAGUCUUAUCCAUCUAAGAUUGAAGAAAAGUAAGGGGCAUUAUAUAAAGUUUUAAUUCUCAAAGUGUUUCAUGUAUUUUACAUUUUGCCUGGCCCUCUGUCUUGAACAACAAUUGCUUUUGACUCCCUUUGGCAUAGUUUGGAAUUUGAACUUAAAAGUUAUUAUCACUGAGCCACUAAGAAUUCUCAGCUAAAAUUGCUCUCUCAUUCAAACAGCUUGCGGGCAACAAUACAAUAUUACAAUAAAGUAGAGGAGAGGAAAAUGAUGUAAGCCACCUUGGGAUUCCCUUUGGGGGAAAAGGUGGGGUAGAAAUGAAGUUUAAAAAAUAGAUGGCAGCUAGGUAGCUUUUUGCUGGGGGACAAGUGGAGUCACAAGUUAGACUAUGCUGAUCAAGUUAGUCCCAAAUAUGGUCUCUUUUUGCCUGUCAAUGAACACUAAUAUUAAAGCCAUGCUCAGCCUUAAAAAGCACCAAGGUUUGAUUGCUUUUCAUUUUUUUGUCAAUCUAGAUGCUUCUCAAUCUAAGGGUAUUUCUUUUUAUAUGUACUUAGCUCUCUAAAAUCUGUAUUCCCCCCCCCCUUUUUUUUCUAUGCACAGUACAUCCCACUUUGUGUAUGUAGCAUGUUAUCGUGUGUUAUCUGACAGAAAAGAUUCAUGUUUAAAUAUGUGCACAUUGUGGGGUUUGUGCAAUUUUGGGAUUGCCAACUAUUUUUAUUGGUCCUGCUGCUGCAUCAUUGGCAGUAGCUUUUUACCCAGAAUUGGUGAAGUUUUUUCAUCACUUCAUUAUCUUUUUUUCUUCAUGUCAGAUAAAAAGCUUGACACGCUAAUUUUCUGCAUUUCUGAAACUGUUAUUCCUGAGGCCAGGGGGGCAGGGCCAAUAAAACAAAAGAAAAGAUGGCAACUGUAUUUCAGUGUGCUCCAAAGUGUCCCUUUUCAGCCUACUUCUCACUGAGAAACAUAGAAAACGAACAUAAGAGAAGGCUAAGCUGGAAUCCUUCCCCCUGAAAAGCUAGUUUUCUAUUUAGAGGGGAGUGCAGGGUAGCAUAUUCUGUCAGGUAACCCUUUACCUGCAGUCUGAAGAGAUAAGACCCAGUCACAAGCUUACCACCUCAGUGAGAACUAAGCCUUUCCAAGCCCUCUAUAAGGACUUACGUUCGUUUAGGUGGCUUUAAAAUAGGAUUAGACCAGUGGUACUCACUCCGCAGCUCACAGAGAGCCACAUUCACAAUGAUCAUCAACCAAAAGAGCCACAAGAUUACUGUGUCCCCUUCUUGCUACGCCACCUCACCAAAUACAGAGAAUAAUAUAAGAUGCAACAAUUAAUAUUAAAUAUAUACAUUAUAAUGCUAACCUUUUAAAUUAACAGAGGACCUCUGAGUGUGUAGGGUUGUGUCUUUCCACCACUGGUGAACCUGUGCCCCCUUUACGUCCCUUUCUGCCUUCUUACUCUCUCCGCAGCAUGAGGUGUAGCAGCUCAGAUCAGAGAAUGAGAUUGCUAAGUAAAACCAUUAUCACCCCACUGUGGCCAGCUUGCUCUUUUCCUGGUAGCUGCCCAGGUGCUGUAAGGAGAGUACAGAGGCUGCAGAGAAGUGGGGGGGAGGGAGGAAGGAGUUGGAGAGGACAGGCCCUUUACCAACCCUGGCACAAGGACCUGCACCUCAGGGAGGCCCACCAUUUACCCAUCCUUUGGUUUCUCCUGAGGUGGCUGUUUCAAUUUGGGAACAACCUGACAACCCAACCCUCACUGUGCAACAGCUUUGUCCAGUUUCCUGAAACAAUUUCCUGGUAUCAUACUGGGGAGCGGUGCUCAGAAGAGCCAUCGCUGGCAUGCCAAAGAGCUGCAUGCAGCUCCAAAGCCACUGAGUGUGUAUCACCGGAUUAGCCACAUUUAUCGAGGACAGGCCCACCCAUGACUAUUAGCCAUAACAGCUAAAAGGAACUUCCAUGUUCAGUAGCAGUGAACCUCUGAAUACCAGCUGCUAGAGUGGGUAACUGCAGGGGGUGACAUUGGCCUUUAUGCCUUUGGAUUCCUGGAUGCUAGACUAGAGGGACCCUUGGUCCAAUCUGACCCUGUGGUAAAUCUACAGUUGGCAGCCCUUGGCUCACAGCCAAUGGCAACGGUCAGUAAGGUAGCAGGUAGGGAAGUUGCCAGAACCUCCGUCAAAUCAAGGGACUAACUCCCAGCGCCACUAUAUUUAGGCCAGUAAAAGUUUGAUGAACUUUCGUGACAUGCAUACCACCUCUCCUCCAACAAAACUCAUUGAUUUUUAACCGGAUAAGUUCACAUGUACUACAUUUGUAACUCCCGAGCAUAAUGCUGUUCAAAUAGAUGUUUAUUUGUAUGGGGGGAGGUGGGGGGGGGAGUGAAGGACCUGACCAAUUUUCUUAACUAUUUAAAGUUGUAAUUUAUAUUAUGAAACAAUAUGCUUACCGACCUGCAUAUCAACUUCACCCAGUAGAAUGAAUGGAAAUAAAAUAAUAGACGUUCAUUUCCAAAUAAAGAAACUGAUCUUUUUC
Eublepharis macularius is the source of this 5438-nucleotide messenger RNA. RefSeq names its product GATA binding protein 4 (gene GATA4). The transcript has 7 exons. The record is from RefSeq and is a predicted model, not a curated record. Gene Ontology annotation, biological process: negative regulation of transcription by RNA polymerase II; cell fate commitment; positive regulation of transcription by RNA polymerase II. Gene Ontology annotation, cellular component: nucleus. NCBI's taxonomy places the organism in Eukaryota, Metazoa, Chordata, Lepidosauria, Squamata, Eublepharidae. Gene Ontology annotation, molecular function: DNA-binding transcription factor activity, RNA polymerase II-specific; RNA polymerase II cis-regulatory region sequence-specific DNA binding; zinc ion binding. Bases 413 to 1651 code for a protein of 412 amino acids.